AUGCUCUUAUCUCUAACCAUUUCCCUCUGGAGACUCUAUCGAUACCUCUCCAUGUUCAGCUCCGAAAGACUCACUGUACCGGAAUAUGUCAGCCGGAUUGGGAACCGGAGGUCGGGCAGCUCGAGCUCAUCCUCGGAACCGAAAGCACCACCGGUCUCACCGGGUGUCCACGGUGCCGACGUCCAGGAUGUUUUGGAUACUUCGCUCCCGGCCCUGCGCUCCGCUAUCAAGACACUGAAAUCAGCCAAAGAUACAUCGGAUCUAGACGAGACCCGCAGGGCCAUCGCAGAGACGUUCCAGUUAGUGGAGGAGGCCUGGGUUCUGCCUACUGUGGGCCGGCAGGUCGCGGAGGAGAUAUGCAACAGGAUACGACUGGACGGAGGACUGGAGCUGCUCCUGCAACUCCUAAUGACACCUGCUGUGGAGAUCACCUAUGAGUCUGCCAAACUACUGGAGCAGAUACUGGUCUCUGAGAACAGAGAUUACGUGGCUCACAUGGGUCUGGGGGUGAUCCUGAACCUGACGAGGGAGACAGAGGACGCCCAGCUGGCCCGCAGUGUCUCAGGCAUCCUGGAGCACAUGUUCAAACACACCGAGGAGACGUCCGCCCAGCUCAUCGCCAACGGCGCCCUGGAUGCCCUGCUCUUCUGGUGCCGCGGUACCGACCCCACCGUCCUCCGCCACUGUGCCGUGGCACUUGCCAACUGCGCCAUGUAUGGCGGCCAUCACUGCCAGCGGCUGAUGAUCGAGAAGCAGGCAGCCGAGUGGUUGUUUCCGUUGGCGUUCUCUAAAGAGGACGAGCUGAUCCGCUUCCAUGCGUGUUUAGCGGUGGCCGUGCUCGCCAAUAACCGGGAGAUCGAGCAGGAGGUGGUGAAGUCAGGGACGUUGGAGCUGGUGGAGCCCUUUAUUGCAUCUCUGGACCCUGAUGAGUUUGCCAGGAGCUUGCUGGACAGUGCGGACAGCAUGCAGGGGAGGACGGCUGCAGACUUACAGCAGCUGCUGCCACUAUUGGAUGGGGCCAGACUGGAGGGGAAGUGUAUCGCGGCCUUCUACUUGUGUGUCGAGACCAGCAUCAAGUCACGCCAGCGGAACACCAAGAUCUUCCAGGAGAUAGGUGCGGUGCAGAGCCUGAAAAGGAUUGUCAUGUACUCCAGCAAUGGGACGGCCUGUGCCUUGGCCAAGCGGGCACUGGGGAUGAUGGGGGAGGAGGUGCCGCGACGUAUCCUCUCCUCCGUGCCCAACUGGAAGGGUGGUGAGGUGCAGAGAUGGCUCCAAGUGAUUGGAUUCAGCUCUUAUACUGAGCGCUUCCAGGAGCUGCAGGUGGAUGGUGACCUACUGCUGAACAUCACAGACCAGGAGCUGAGCACUGACCUGGGCAUGACCGCAGGACUCACUCGCAAGAGGUUCCUCCGUGACCUGCGCGUGCUGAAGACCUACGCCAACUACUCGACCUGUGACCCCAACAACAUGGCUGACUGGCUGGGCGAGGUGAACCCACGCUUCCGCCAGUACACCUACGGCCUGGUGCAGUCUGGCGUGGACCGCAAGAACGUCCUCCACCUCACCGACCAGCAGCUCCAGUCAGACUGUUACAUAGAGAACGGCAUCCAUCGCGCCAAGAUCCUGGCAGCCGCCCUUAGGCCGAUUAAGCCGUGUCUGACCGAUGCCCAGCCCCCUGGACCGGACGUGUUUAUUAGCUACCGCAGGACUACCGGUUCCCAGCUCGCCAGUCUGUUGAAGGUCCACCUGCAGGUCAGAGGUUUCAGUGUGUUCAUUGAUGUGGAGAAGCUGGAAGCAGGGAAGUUUGAGGACAAGCUGAUCCAGAGCGUCCAGCGGGCACGGAACUUCAUCCUGGUGCUGUCUGCCAACGCCCUCGACAAGUGCAUGGGUGACACUGGCAUGAAGGACUGGGUACACAAGGAGAUAGUCACAGCUCUCGCUGGGAAGAAGAACAUCGUCCCUGUCACUGAUAACUUCAUGUGGCCUGACCCAAACUCUCUGCCUGAGGACAUGAAAACCAUCCUCAACUUCAACGGCAUCAAGUGGUCCCAUGAGUACCAAGAGGCCACCAUUGAGAAGAUUCUGCGAUUUCUCAAAGGCAACCCCAGCCAAGACCAGACAGACUGUCCCAAGACAGACUGCCCUAAGAAGAAGAAACAAAGGCCCUUGAGUGGUGCUCUGGUCUGUGAUGAUGUAAAAUUGUGACCAUUAGUGAUCAGUAAUCAAUCAUGUCGAACAGAGCAUGCUCUGCGCUCUGGUUGGUCAGCUCUACCCGUGUGCAUGUGAAGACACGUUUAAUAGUCUGUAUUUAAAUCAUAUGUUUUUCAGCACUUGUAAAUACCAUGUAGUGCUCUCCAAAACUGCAGUGCCACUGUCAUAAGCUGUUAUUAGCAUGGUCAGGUAUAUUGUCUGUCUCUCAGGAAAUAACCAGUCUUAAAAGUCAGCCGUUGAUGGCAUCAUGCAUUACACGUAAUACAAAUGUGGAGUAUCUCUGUUUCCUCUCCAUAGCACUGCUCUCUCAUUGUUAUAAAUACGCCCAUAUUUUCAAAGAAAAGACAACAUUCUGGUUUAUAGUAGCCUGAGUACCAGCCUGUUUGUGCUAUCAUUCCAACUCCUUGACAUGUUAGGGUUGGAGUUGGCAAGAGUACAAACAGAUCUGGGACCAGGCUUUUAGUAAUGUUCCUGUGUAAAGUACAUAGUGUAUGCGAAAUACUGUAUCUUUUUUUUCUUCUCAUGGUGCUUAAAUGGAAUCCUGCAAGCUCAUUGGUGGUCGACUAUUGCAUUGAUUUGAUGUGUCUACGAUUGUGUAACCUGGGUGCUGGCAAACACCCUAAUCCAACAGAGAUGACCUCUUACCGAUACAGAUCGAGUCU
Molecule: messenger RNA, 2873 nt
Organism: Salvelinus namaycush (lake trout)
Lineage: Eukaryota; Metazoa; Chordata; Actinopteri; Salmoniformes; Salmonidae
Product: NAD(+) hydrolase SARM1-like
Exons: 10
Coding region: 1-2205 (734 amino acids)
Biological process (GO): negative regulation of MyD88-independent toll-like receptor signaling pathway; signal transduction; response to axon injury
Cellular component (GO): dendrite
Molecular function (GO): protein binding; NAD+ nucleosidase activity; signaling adaptor activity
Source: RefSeq, a predicted model, not a curated record